Molecule: messenger RNA, 3697 nt
Organism: Lactuca sativa (garden lettuce)
Lineage: Eukaryota; Viridiplantae; Streptophyta; Magnoliopsida; Asterales; Asteraceae
Source: RefSeq, a predicted model, not a curated record
GAAAGCUCUCUCUCUCUCUCUCUCUCUCUCUCUCUCUCCCCCUCUCUCUCUCUCUAUCACACACACACCUGGUCUUCUUCUUCUUCAAGAAAACCCACAUCUCCAUUAACACCAGAAUUCAUCUCAGCCUCCGCCACCACCGGCGACAAUCGCUCACACACACACAUGAGAAAACCUCUAUACACUUGACAGUUUCCUCAUUUACCAAUAAUAUUAUCUGAAACUUUAACCAAAUCAUCAUUAACCAGAAUAUAAAUUCAUAUACAUAUAAAAAGGUGAAAUAAACAUGAUGGAAACAGUGGAAGGAACAAAUCGGGCUUGAAGUUCAUUGUUGUUGCUAUAACUUUUUGAUAUUUAAACAAUCUACAACUACCCGAGUAUUUUUCAUGAAGACCCUUGAGUUCUUCAGGUAAGCUUAUCUACAACUACACUAUCACUCAAAUCCAAGUUUGUAAUUUGUAACAAAUUUCUAGAGGGAAGCAACAUAGAAAUGAUGGGCCGGUGGUGGUUAUUCAUAAUGAUCGGGAUGGUGUUGAUGAAGACAUCAUUAAUAAUUUCAGUUGCUAAAAAAUCUGCCAUAGAUAAUCUUUGAAAAAAUAAAGCAAAAUCCCCUUAACUGCUACAUGAAUCAUCAGAGGAAGAAGAUGAUGGCAAUUGAGAUUAUGAUUCCAACUUUAUAAGUGAGGCCUCAAUAUUUCGAAAUGAUGAUCGUGAUUCUGAUUUCCAUUAAACCUUAAUCAACCAUAAAUCUACUCCUCUAAUUCAUUGCAUUUGAUAAAACUUUUGCUUAUGCAGGGUUUGGAAGAAAGCAAGAAGUAGGAGAAGCAUGAUUCAAUCCCCGUUAAAAAACCCUAACUAACCCCCUCAUAGAUCCACCCUUCCACUCAUAAUUUCAUUUUGCAAAUCGAGUCAGAUCCUUUCCUUACUGUUACCUGAUUCAUCAGAGGAAGAAGAUGGGAGUUCCACUGUUCAUUGUCCUCUUUGUGAACCACACCUUCAUCUGUUCUUGAUUCUUUUUUUACUAGCCAUAGAUAAAAAAUGGAAACAAUAUGGGUUGGAGAAGAAGAACAAGGAUUGGAGGUCCUCCCGCCAAAAUCAAACGAAAAAGUUGAAGGAGACGGCGAUAGAAAACCCUCAAAUCCCGUUAGUUUAUCUAGAUUUAUCGCACCGACAGAGAGACGAUGACAAUGAUGAGCUCCGGGAAGCAAAUAUCUAGUAAUGGAGGCGAAAUCUCACAAAUUUUGGCUAAAUAUUUCCCUCAAAUCGACUAUAAACAUGCCGAUGGGAAAAACAAGAUGCAACUCACAAAGACGCUUCACGAACAAUUUUUCUCCACUGCUGACGGAUUAGACUUCAUCUCUCAGGUAAAGAAAGAAGACAUUCUUUUCAUUUUGCCACUUGAUUUCCAACAUUUCCGAAAGGUAUGUAUGCUUGAAGAAUUCUACGAUGCUUUAGAAAGAAACCCCAAAGAAGCUCUUCUAUGCAUGAGUGCAGCAGUACACACGACCCUUCACUCCAAAUCAAACGAUGAAGAGUUGGAUGAACAUGCAAAGGUAAACAUCCGCCUACACAAUCACCCUGACUCCAUGAUUGCUUUAAAGAACCUGAAAGCAGCUUACAUUGAAAGGCUUGUUUCUGUUCGUGGCACUGUAGUAAAAGUUAGCACUGUGAAGCCAUUAGUAAUACAAAUGAGUUUCACAUGUUCCAAAUGUGGAAACACCAUUGCACGUGAUUUCCCAGAUGGAAAGUUCUCACCUCCUUCAAGCUGUGGAACACACGGAUGCAAAAGCAGAAUUUUUAACCCGAUUAGAUCUAGUGCAAUACCAAUAGACUUCCAGAAAAUAAGAAUUCAAGAGCUGUUGAAAUCUGAACAUCAUGAAGAAGGUCGAGUGCCUAGAACAGUGGAAUGUGAAUUGGUUGAAGAUCUUGUGGACAUGUGUAUCCCUGGAGAUGUUGUAACUGUGACUGGUAUUAUAAGGGUGAUUAAUAAUUACAUGGAUAUAGGAGGAGGAAAAUCAAAAGGGAGGAAUCAAGGGUUAUAUUACUUGUAUCUAGAAGGAGUAUCAGUUAAAAACUCAAAGUCACAAUCUGAAGAAACAGAAUCAGUGGCUAAAGCUACAGACUUGUUGGAUUUAUAUUCUUUUAGUCAAAGGGAUUUGGAAUUUGUUUGUAAGUUUUCUUUAGAGCAUGGAUCAGAUGUGUUUCGUCAAAUACUUCAAUCAAUUUGCCCCUCCAUCUAUGGACAUGAACUUGUUAAAGCUGGAAUUACAUUGGCAUUGUUUGGAGGUGUAAGGAAGAAUUCAAUGGAUCAGAAUAAGGUUCCUGUUAGAGGAGACAUUCAUGUCAUAAUUGUUGGUGACCCUGGACUUGGGAAAAGUCAACUCCUGCAAGCAGCAGCUUCAGUUUCACCACGUGGCAUUUAUGUUUGUGGGAAUGCCACAACAAAUGCUGGCCUCACUGUUGCUGUGGUCAAAGAUUCAAUGACUGGUGAUUAUGCUUUUGAAGCUGGUGCAAUGGUACUUGCAGACAGGGGAUUGUGUUGUAUCGAUGAAUUUGAUAAAAUGACAGCAGAACACCAAGCUUUAUUGGAAGCAAUGGAGCAACAAUGUGUCUCUGUUGCAAAAGCAGGACUUGUAGCAAGUUUAUCAGCUCAAACAACUGUUUUAGCAGCAGCAAAUCCAGUUGGUGGACAUUACAACCGUGCGAAAACAGUGAACGAGAACUUGAAAAUAAAUUCCGCUUUGCUGUCACGAUUUGAUUUGGUCUUCAUUUUGCUUGAUAAACCCGAUGAGUUACAUGACAAACGAGUUUCUGAACACAUCAUGUCUUUACAUGUAGCAAAUGGUGAUCAUUCACAAACUAUGAACAAACUUACAAGUGUUUCAUCAUCUCAAAGUAUUGGCGAAACGAGUGGUUCACUUGUUUCAAGGUUAAGGCUUGAUUCAAGAAAAGACAUUGAUUUUGUUCCGUUACCAAGUCCUCUUCUCCGUAAAUAUAUUGCUUACGCAAGAACUUAUGUGUUUCCAAGGAUGUCGAAACCGGCAGCUAAAAUUUUACAACAGUUUUAUUUAAAACUAAGAGACCGUAACACGUCUGCUGAUGGGACGCCGAUUACAGCGAGACAGUUGGAAAGUUUAGUACGGUUGGCACAAGCUCGCGCUAGGGUUGAAUUGCGAGAAGAAAUAACUGUUGAAGAUGCUCUGGAUGUUGUUGAAAUAAUGAAGGAAUCAUUGUUUGAUAAGUAUGUUGAUGAGCAUGGAGUUGUUGAUUUUGGUAGGAGUGGUGGGAUGAGUUGUCAGAAGGAAGCAAAGCGGUUGUUAAGUGCAUUGAACAAGCAAUCAGAGAAAGAACAGAAAGAUUGUUUCUCUGAAAAAGAAAUGUUCAAUUUGGCUAAAAAGAUUGGGAUAAGUGAGGAAAAUUUUGACAGGCUUGUAGAGAUUAUAAACACUGCUGGGUUUGUAACUAAAAAGGGGCCAAAAACAUAUCAGGUGGUAUCAUCGUCCUAUUCACGGAGUCAAUUGUCGAGGUGAAAUGGAAAUGACCUAAAAUGGUAAACUAGCCAUUUUAUUGUGCUUCGCCAUAAAAUAAGCAACAAUAUUUUGUAGACAACUUUUUUUUUAAUCAAGUCUCACUUAGCAUCUAUGUAAAUUGCAAACAAAUAUUAGAUUAAAUGAAAAUUGUAUAAAAUGUAUCAAAA